AUGGUCGCUGGAUCGGAGACGGUUAAACUUACUGUUCCAAAGUUUCACCCACCGUCUGCGACGCAAGCUGCUGUUGUUGCUGUUGUUGUUGCUGCUGUUGUUGUUGCUGUUGCUGUUGUUGCUGUUCAUAAAUUGUUAUUAUUAUUAGCCAUUGAGCAGAGCAUUGACGUGCUCUGUACGUGUCUGCAGUUUUAUAAAAAUUUUAUUACUUGAAUCACAAAUUAUUUCACAAAUAUCCAUCAGUAAAUAUUGUAAUCAUGAUUCGUUCAAGUUUUAUAUUAAUGUUGUUGACUUGCCUCGUUUGUUCGUUCUGUGAGAAAGAUUUCGUUACACUCGGUCGACAUUCAUGGCGAUGUAAACAGCGAGUUAAUUACGCAGAACAAGAUCACUCUGCCGAAAAUACGGGAAGGCAAACGCCCAUGAUGGAUUCUCCUAAUGUUGUUGUGUCAAGUCGAACCAUAAUCAAGUGUUGCUGUGGUAAAGUAUGUAAAGGAGCAUGAGGAUUAAAGAUGCAUCAACGCAGUUGUAGAGUUAUUCAAGGUCUAGACAGUGAAUUCUGUACAGACCUAGAGGAACAAAAACAAUUCUGACACGGAAAAUAUUCCUGAAAUGGACCAUUCGACAAUCAACAAAACUCCUAUGGUUGAAAAGAAAGAUAUUGCGAAUUUAAGAAAAGGUAUUAAACCCCCUAAAAGCAAUUCCGAAUGGUCAACAGCCAACAAACAUUUCAAAUUUGCACUUCACUCCAUUGAUCCAAUCACAUCACAAAAUUUAAAUUCCAACAUAAAGCUAUUAAAUAACAUCAUAUACGAUUACUUCGCCCAAAACUUUGGUUAUAGCCUGACAAUUCGCCAUUAAAUAAAUAUAAGGACUAUGAAAUCAAGGAUUUGAAAAAAGCUCUGAAAACCCUUAAAUCAACGAAUGGUGAACAAGAUGAAAUUAAAUAUGUGUCACAUAUAUUGCGUGAUAAGCUUCGCUCAAACAAUAACAAUGAGUCUAGUCUAGACAGCAGCCAGUCACUUAACCAUGACAAAUAUAUCCGGAAAAAUUUCUGGGGUUAUGUCAAGAAUAUUGUAAGGAAGAAAGACACUGUAUUACCAUCUUUCAACAUGAUGCAAUGCCUUUCCCACUUCAUUAAAACCCUUGCUGCAAUUCAUCCAAACAAAUUGUUCAAUAUUCCUAGCUGGAUUCCUGCGUUGUCUGACCCUGAAAUUCAAUUUGACCUUGACCCCCAUCGUAUCAACAAGUCACAAAUAUAAUACGCAAAAUGAAAGCAUCUGGCUCUCCAUGUCACAACAUAUCACAUUACAAUAUAGGCGACAAACAACAAGCCACAAAGCACUCUGCGCAAAAUUUAAAUAAAACGCACCUAUAUGUACGCCUAGUAAACCAGUAAAAAGCAAAAUUCAAAAACCUAACACACCAGACAGAAGAAUGGAGGAAAAAGAGGAAGAGAAGGAGAGAUAUGCGAGAAAUACAACAAAUGUUUACGAUCAUGAUGGGGAUCAACAUGUCCUAUACAGGGUGUAGUAUUCUUACUACAUAGUAACAAAAUAAACCCCAAAAUGACUUCGGAAACCAAAAAAAUCCGUUAAUAUGAAAUAUUAUGUGUAAAUAACAUGUCCAAUACGGGGUAUAGUAUUCUAACUACAUAGUAACAAAAUUAACCCCAAAAUGCAUUAUUUCGGAAACCAAAAAAAUCUGUCAAACGGGGUAUAGUAUUUUUACUACAAAGUAACAAAAUUAACCCCAAAAUGAUUUCGGUAAUCAAAAAAAUGUCACAUAUGUCCUAUAUGGGGUACAGCAUUUUUACUACAUAGUAACAAAAUCAACCCCAAAAUGAUUUCGGUAACCAAAAAUAUCCGUUAAUAUGAAAAUUGAGGGUCACUUUUUACCAUGUCCUAUACAGGGUAUAGUAUUUUUACUGCAUAGUAACAAAAUUAACCCCAAAAUUAUUUCGGUAACCAAAAAAAUGUCGUUAAUAUGAAAAUUGAGGGUCACUUUACAACAUGUCCUAUACAGGGUGUAGUAUUCUUACCACAUAGUAACAAAAUAAACCCCAAAAUGACUUCGGAAACAAAAAAAAUCCAUUAAUAUGAAAAUUGAGGGUCACUUUUUACCAUGUCCUAUACGGGGUAUAGUAUUCUAACUACAUAGUAGACUGCGAGCAAUCCCUAAUAAAUAGAGGGAUUGCCGCUUUAACUAAUUGUCAAGCGUGUUUGAUUAAGCUCCGCCUACUUGUUUAUAUUUCAAAACAGGGUCAAAAACAUCUCUUGAAAGGCGCAUUAACCCCAAAAUAUUUCGGUCACAACAAAUCCGUUAAUAUGAAAAUUGAGGGUCACUUUAUAACAUGUCCUAUACAGGGUGUAUAUUCUUACUACAUAGUAACAAAAUAAACCCAAAAUGACUUCGGAAACCAAAAAAUAGUAUUCUUACUACAUUGUAACAAAAUUAACCCCAAAAUAUUUGGUAACCAAAAAAAUGUCGUUAAUAUGAAAAUUGAGGGUCACUUUUACCAUAUCUUAUACGAGGUAUAGUAUUCUUACUACAUUGUAACAAAAUUAACCCCAAAAUUAUUUCGGUCACCAACAAAUUCCGUUGAUAUGAAAAUUGAGGGUCACUUUAUAACAUGUCCUAUACAGGGUGUAGUAUUCUUACUACAUAGUAACAAAAUAAACCCAAAAAUGACUUCGGAAACCAAAAAAAUCUGUUAAUAUGAAAAUUGAGGGUCACUUUUUACCAUGUCUUAUACGAGGUAUAGUAUUCUUACUACAUUGUAACAAAAUUAACCCCAAAAUUAUUUAGGUAACCAAAAAAAUGUUGUUAAUAUGAAAAUUGAGGGUCACUUUUUACCAUGUCCUAUACGGGGUAUAGUAUUCUAACUACAUAGUAACAAAAUUAACCCCAAAAUGAUUUCGGUCACAAACAAAAUCCGUUAAUAUGAAAAUUGAGGGUCACUUUAUAACAUGUCCUAUACAGGGUGUAAUAUUCUUACUACAUAGUAACAAAAUAAACCCCAAAAUGACUUCGGAAACCAAAAAAAUCCGUUAAUAUGAUAAUUGAGGGUCACUUUUUACCAUGUCCUAUAUGGGGUAUAGUAUUCUUACUACAUUGUAACAAAAUUAACCCCAAAAUGAUUUUGGUAACCAAAAAAAUGUCGUUAAUAUGAAAAUUGAGGGUCACUUUUACCAUGUCCAAUACGGGGUAUAGUAUUUUUACUACAUGUAACAAAUCCAUGACUAAUGCAACCAAUUUAUGCCCCCUAACAGUCAGUUUAAACUGAGUUUAAAGCCCACUAGGUAUAGUGAUUACAUAUUGCCAACACAAAUUAUAUGUAAACCUUUUCAGUCACAUCCAAUCCCAUUCCUUAACCCAUUAAGCGCCAGCGCUCUCCCCUUGACGAGUAAAAUUGUCUGGCGUUAGACAGAGUAAAAUACUAAAGUAGGGUGCAUCAGGGUGCAAUGCUACUCAAUGGGUUAACUAGACACAUGGGCAGAUAGGCCAGUUAACCCAUUAAGCGCCAGCGCUCUCCCCUUGACGAGUGAAAUCGUCUGGCGUUAGACAGAGUAAAAUCGUCUGGCGUUAGACAGAGUAAAAUACUAAAGUAGGGUGCAUCAGGGUGCAAUGCUACUCAAUGGGUUAAACCCCAGCUUCUGACUCUAACGCUGACUCAAUUAUAACUCAACUUGAACUCAUAAAUCCCCCCCCCCCCCAAAUGAUGGUAGGUACACUAUAUUUGUAAAAGUAAUUUUUAAAUGUCAAAGGGGGGGGGGGCUGCAUUUCUUGCGUUUUCUGAAGCAAAUUCGUAAAAGAAUUGCACUAACAUUUCUGACAAUUCACUAUUUCGCAAAGGCAAAUUUUUUAUAUUGAAAGGGCACCUUUCUCACUGGCGCAAGCUUGCCCAAAGGUCAAAUGAUCCCUUGGCGUGGUCUGCGUACACUAACUACGUCAGCCUAUCCUAUAGUUUGGAAAAUUGCCGAAGUUACACCAAUUCCGGCCAAAGGGAAAAGAUCACCCGGAAGUGGCGAAUAAUAACAGACCAAUAUCAUUAUUACCUGUUUUAUCAAGGUUUGCGAAAGGGUUGCCUCUCUCCAACAGACAGCAGGUUGUACGAAUAAACAGUACGUAUCGGAUGCCUUGCCUUUGACGAACGGCGUGCCGCAGGGAAGUAUCCUUGGGCCUUUACUUUUUAACAUCUAUGUCAACGACCUCUCAACUGCACCUCAAAACUGUGAUCCACAUUGCUACGUAGACGACACAGGUCUACUGCACUCCUUUAAAGCUCAGAGUAAAUCUUUUGCUAUAGAGAAUAUUACCGAGGAUUUGACUAAAGUCCGAAAUUGGUGUUUUAGCAAUUGCCUGCUUCUGAACCCUGAAAAGACCAAGUUAUUGGUGUUUGGGAGCAGACAAAUGCUAUCUAGACUACAGGACUUUUCCCUGACACUAUUGGGAAAAGAAAUAAACCCUAUCGGAAUGGCAAAGGACCUUGGCGUGACUCUGGAUGUUAAUUUAACCUACAACCACCAUAUUAAUAAGACCGUCUCCACGUGUAUGUCCAUACUGGGUCAAAUUAAUCGUGUGAAGCAUGCCUCGACAAAUGUACUCUGAUUACUACAUGAACAGUUUGGUUUUCAGCAGACUUUAUUAUUGUUCCAAUGUAUGGUGUAACACCUCAAAGUGUAACAGCGAGAAACUGCAGUUAAUUCAGAAUUUAAUUUGUGGUAUAAGGAAAUUUGACCAUGUCACACCAGCACUAAAGGAAUUGAAAUGGCUGCCAGUAGCUAGCGAGUUGUAUUUGAGAAACGCCACUUUGGCAUUUAAAUGCAUGACUGGUUGUGCUCCAGAUUAUUAUCCGAACAAUUUGUAAAGCGUGGAGACAUUAACCAGCGAUCCACGAGAAGUUCACAGAAAUUGAACAUUCCACUAUUUAAAAGUGCCACUGGCCAAAGGACUUUUUAUUAUAGAACUGUAAGCUUGUGGAACUCUCUGGAGUCUAAGUUUAAACUUUGUCCAAAUGUUGUAAGUUUUAAGAGAAGCCUUCGAAACAAACUUCUCAGCGACUUCUUAGCUAUUUAAACUUUUAAACCUUUAAACUCAUUAUAGUAAUGUGUAUGUCUAUAAAAUAGUAAUUAGGUACUUAUAUUCCUGUAUAUAUAUGUAUAUACAUAUUUUUAUAUUUAUGUAAAUUAUUGCAUUUCUUUUGUAAUUAUCUUUGAAAAGCUCCUCUGUGGGAAAGAUAAUAAAUUUCUAAUCUAAUAAAUUUCUAAUCUAAUCUAAUCUACCAAGGUUCCUCACGCUGAGGACAAGGUACCUCACACUGAGGACAAGAUAGUUCCUCACGCUGAGGACAAGGUUCCUCAUGGUGAGGACAAGAUUCCUCACGCUGAGGACAAGCUACCUCACACUGAGGACAAGGUACCUCACACUAAGGAAAAGGUUCCAUAA
Messenger RNA from Paramuricea clavata, 5445 nucleotides. The record is from the annotation of a GenBank genome assembly. Lineage: Eukaryota; Metazoa; Cnidaria; Anthozoa; Malacalcyonacea; Plexauridae.